Sorghum bicolor (sorghum) is the source of this 1064-nucleotide messenger RNA. RefSeq lists its product as uncharacterized. The record is from RefSeq and is a predicted model, not a curated record. The coding region runs from base 46 to 744 and encodes 232 amino acids. Lineage: Eukaryota; Viridiplantae; Streptophyta; Magnoliopsida; Poales; Poaceae. The transcript is spliced from 4 exons.
GUGAAAGAUGCAUGCUCAGAUAUACUCAGAAAAGCACAAUGCAAUAUGAGGUACCUGUUGAAAAAGAAAUACUUCAAUGGUGUACCAGCCAGUCAGGUGAGAACAACUUCACCAGUGGCUAGUAUGACCGAUGAGCACUGGACAAAGCUUGUGGAGAUGUGGUCUGACCCAAAGCACAAGGAGAAGUGUUUGAAGCUAAAAGCUAACCGUGAGAAAGUGAAGUUACAACAAAAGACUGGAUCUCGGUCCUACAUAGCUCAUUGCCAUGCUGUGAAGCAAGCUAAAUAUAAGGAUGCACCCCCUACAGUGAUUGACCUAUUCAAGGAAACCCACUGCAGCAGCAAGACAGGUUUUAGUGAAGAGGCAAGGAACAAAAUCGCUGAAAUGGAGGCAAGAGCUGCAGCUCCACCAAAAGAUGGGCAAGAUACACUGACCCUUACUCAAGUUGUACAUGAAGUUAUGCCGAAGUCAACCUUCCUUCGCAAUGUUGGUAUGCAACCUACUAAGACAGGGAACAAAGCUGCUAGAGUUGAUGCACGUGUACAAGAGCUUGAGAAUGAACUAGUGGCUGAGAAGGAAGAAGCAGCAUUAGCUCGUGCUCAGGUUCUAGCUGAGUUAGAGGAGGAAAGGGCUGCAAGAAAGAAGGUGGAAGAAGAUCAAGAGAUGUUAAGGAAGCAAAUAGGUGAGAUGCACGGAUUCUUCCGUUCUUUCCUUGGUACCCAACCAGCACCAUCACAAGAGUAAGUUUCUGGGAUACCCAACAGCUAAUUGUGAAGUCCAGCUGUUCUGGACAAUAGACUUGAUUUUGGAGGUGUUGUUGAUUAUUUGUGGUCUAGUAAUCAACUGAAGACCUGAGAUCUAUUUUGGCACUUGUAUGUGAUGUUACAUGAGGCUGCAGAUAUGAACUGUGAACUUACUCAUGUGAACUUAUUUGAGAUGGCUGUGGUUUUCUAUGUGUAAUGUCAUGUGAAUUUGGAUUAUGCCUGGAGAUGGCUAUUCAUGUGUAAUUUUCUGUGACUUUAGACUAUGACCAAGUGAUAUAUUUGGUGCAAUUCAAUUUGUAA